AUGGCGGCGGCGACAGAGAACGGGUUGUGCGCGGAUCCGCUGAACUGGGCGGCGGCGGCGGCAGCUUUGGCGGGGAGCCACCUCGACGAGGUGCGGCGGAUGGUGGCGGAGUUUCGGAGGCCGAUGGUGAGGCUGGGCGGGGAGAGCCUGACGAUAGCGCAGGUGGCGGCGGUCGCCGGCGGCGGCGCGGUGGUGGAGCUGGCGGAGGCGGCGGAGGCUGGGGUGAGGGCCAGUAGCGAUUGGGUUAUGGAGAGCUUGGACAAGGGGAGGGAUAUCUACGGCGGCUACUCCGGCAUCCGCUUUGAAAUCCUUGAUGCCAUCACCAAGCUCCUCAAUGCCCACGUCACACCCUGUCUCCCUCUCCGCGGCACCAUCACUGCCUCCGGCGACCUCGUCCCCUUAUCCUACAUCGCGGGCCUCCUCAUGGGGCGGCCCAACUCUCGCGCCGUCGGCCCUGACGGCCGAUCCCUCACCCCUGCCCAGGCCUUCUCCCUCGCCGACAUCAACACUGACGACACCUUCUUCAACCUCCGGCCCAAGGAAGGCUUCGCCCUCGUCAACGGGACUGCUGUCGGCUCGGGACUCGCCGCCACCGCUUUGUACGAGGCCAACAUCCUCGUCCUUCUUUCCGUGGUGACGUCAGCAAUCUUCGCCGAGGUCAUGAACGGGAAACCCGAGUUCACCGAUCACCUCACCCACAAGCUAAAGCACCACCCGGGCCAAAUAGAGGCCGCCGCCAUCAUGGAACACAUCCUUGACGGAAGCUCGUACUCGAAGGCCGCUCAGAAGCUCCACGAAACCGACCUGUUGCAAAAACCGAAACAGGACCGAUACGCCCUCCGCACGUCUCCCCAGAACAAAGCCUUACAUGGUGGGAACUUCCAGGGGACCCCAAUCGGGGUCUCAAUGGACAACGCCAGGCUGGCGGUGGCCGCCAUCGGGAAGCUCGUGUUCGCUCAGUUUUCUGAGCUCGUCAACGACUUCUACAACAAUGGUCUCCCGUCUAACCUUUCGGGAGGUCGGGACCCAAGUUUGGACUACGGGUUCAAGGGUGCCGAGGUAGCAAUGGCAGCGUACUGUUCGGAGCUACAGUUUUUGGCGAACCCUGUCACAAACCAUGUUCAAAGUGCCGAGCAACACAACCAGGACGUGAACUCGCUCGGGUUCAUCUCGGCGAGGAAGACGGUCGAGGCCUUGGAUAUAUUAAAGCUGAUGUCAUCGAUCUACCUGGUCGCGUUGUGCCAGGCUGUCGACCUGCGACACCUGGAGGAGAAUUUGCGGAUGGCGGUGAAGAACGCGGUUAGCCAGGUCAGCAAGAAGACACUGACGAGGUUUUGCGAAAAGGACUUGUUGCAGGUCGUGGAUCGGGAACAAGUUUUCGCCUACGUGGACGACCCGUGCAGCGGGACCAACCCGCUCGUGCAGAAGCUGAGGCAAGUGCUGGUGGACCACGCGUUGAAGAAUGAGGGGACGCCGAUUUUCCAGAAGAUUCUGGCUUUUGAGGACGAACUUCGGGCCGUGUUGCCAAAUGAGGUGGAGGAAGCGCGGGCCUCGGUCGAAAGGGGGAGCCCGAUAAUCGAGAACCGAGUGACGGAGUGCAGGUCAUACCCAUUGUACAAGUUUGUAAGGGAGGUGUUGGGGACCGAGUUUUUGACGGGCGAAAGGGAGAUUUCGCCCGGGGAGGAGUGUGAGAAGGUUUUUGGGGCCUUGAGUGAGGGGCUAAUUGUGGAUCCAUUGUUGGAGUGUGUUGAGGGCUGGGAUGGGAAGCCUCUUCCUAUAUGCUAA
Messenger RNA from Striga asiatica, 1785 nucleotides. The record is from the annotation of a GenBank genome assembly. Lineage: Eukaryota; Viridiplantae; Streptophyta; Magnoliopsida; Lamiales; Orobanchaceae.